AGCUGGCCCAUCACCCUGGCCUAUCUCUUGACACUUGCGAGGGGAGCUCUCCUCUCCCUGGCUGUUGGCCUGCAGAGAAUGAUACGCACGGCAGAUCCCUGGGGCUUGUUGGUGAGCCCCUCAGGUGUGACACAACCUGGAAAAGAAUGGAAAGAGCCACUGUCUCACCGUCUCAGUUGGGAAACACCAGCUCAGGGUCACUGAGCACCCAGGGGCAGCCCACUCAGGACCGGGCAGGUUCGGAGAGAGGACACAGCUUCUCCCUUGGAUCACUUCUGCUGUUAGGAAUAACAGGGCCUUUGUGGCUCUUGCAGGAGGACGCUCUGAACCAGGAGACUGUCCUGAGUGACCGGGGAGUUAGACACACUUGUAUUGGAUUUAACCUCAUUUUUCUCAGCAAGCUCGGCAUCUCCUUUACUUUUCUUCCUUUAAAGGCAUAGGUGGAUUGCCAAUUUUUAGUACCGGUAUUGUGAAGCGCGCAUUGUGAAACAGAUUAUAUUCUGUUCAGUUUUGCUAUGUUGAUAGAACACCCUCAGAGCGUGUGGCUUGGGGACCCAGAAAAAUCCAAAGAAAUUUAAAAAGCUACUGCCCUUAUAAUUGUCUCUGUUCUUAGAAAAAAAACAGGGAGAAGCCCAAAGCUGCAGAGGUCAGGGACCCUGCUUCUAGAAAGCGUGGACCAGUGUUCCUGGGGGGAUGUUGUGACCUCUUGACCUUUUCUGUGACUUUAGCCUCUCAGAAUCAUCCAGGCCAUGUCCCCCUCUGGCUCCCUGAUCUGUUUACUUCCUAGAAGGUUGGACCACAGGGGACCACGGGGUGCCGUUGUUCAGGCAGGCCACAGGCUAGAGAACCGAGAGAACACAGCUGUCUCACCUGCUGGGGAGGUUAAAUUCUAUGGACUUUGAAGUGUUGGAGAAAAUGUGAACCAUUUUCUGAUAAAUCAAACUCUUGCUGAUUGGGCAUUUUGUUGACCAAAUUUCAAUGGGAGGUGUUUCCUGGUUAAUAAGAAAACAUCUUCAUUUUAUAAAUAAACAGGACUGACCCCAUAGGUGAACAGCUGCUGUAAAAUGUGUUUAAACAUCAAGACGUACAAAUUUCUUGCUCCUCACUGGUCACAUUUUGAAAUGCUUUUGAGAUAGAACAUCAACAAUUAGGAAAAUGUAUUAUGUCUUUCAUCUGAGAAUAAAAUUAAUUUUACAAAUCAUAUCAUUUAACAUGAGCUUUUUAAAUGGAGCUGCAUUUACUGUGGACAUUGGCCAUCUCUUUUGGCUGUGAAAUGUGUUGUAUAUGAAAGGGAGGCAUUAGUACAUACACUUUAAUUAUGGAACGCUGGGACCAGGGCUCCCAGAGGAGGCCCCUGUGCAUUAUCCCAGCAGACACUUACACAGCCUCUGAUGAAAUGCUUCAAGGGAUGAGAAAACACGGUGUGAAGGGUAGCCCAUUUCAAUUUUCUUUUUUUUUUUUUUAAGAAAAACCUGGCUUUCUGUUAAUGCUGAGUGUCAGAUCCAGUUCUUAGUCCUAGAUCCACGCAGGCAUUGAAUCCUCUGUUUCACAUUCCAGGGUCGCCGCCCUGUGCCUCAGCGUCUUCCUCAAGCUAGUGUUUGUUCUGUUCUCUCGGCUGUGAGGUAACCUCCAGCCUCUUCCAUCUGUCCACACACCUGUUGAUGCGCCCCCGAGGGCCAGGUCUUUCCUGAAACAUGGAAAGAGCCCACUCUUCCAAUGUGGGCUGCCCGGGGAGCCCAGCACUCUGUUCCCUUCACACAGCCUGAGCCUCAGUCUCUUUCUCGCAACCUUGUGCUGUGGCACUGAUGUCCCGCUGAUAAGGAUGUUCCUCCUAAGGAAUACUGAUAUUCCUGAAGUAAAAUGCUAGGCUGCAGUUAUUGAAGGAAUCAUGAAAAUACAACCUCCCAACGAUAGGAGAGGCGGCAACAAAGACCAUUGUGAUUCCAAGACUCGGUGCCAUUGCCGUUGCCAUAGUUGCUAUCACGGAACUCUUAACAAGAAGUUUAGUGACACUGUUUUAGAAUGUUGCUGGGGGCUCAACAGAAAGUCCCCCAGUUCACACAUAUACAUUUUCUCUUAUUUUAAAAAUCAAGAUAUUUGCCCUUCUCCAGGAAUUGGGCCCCUCUUUUCAUACUGAAUAAUAAUAUUCUGCUCUCCUGUGGAAAUGCUUAAAGAAUUGAACAUAGAAUAACCAUGAGAUCCAGCAAUCCCACAUCUAGAUACCUAAGAGACUUGAAAGCAGGGUCUUGAAAAAAUAGUAUACCCUCACUCACAGUAGUGUUACAACAGCCAAAAGCUGGAAGCAACCCAGUGUCCAUUGAUGGAUGAAUGGGUAAACAAAAUGGGGAGCAUCCAUAUGGUGGAAUAGUAUUCAGCCUCCAAAAUAAGGAAAUCCUGUCACACGCAGCAACAUGGAAGAACCUCGAGGACAUUAUGCUGAGUGAAAUAAGCCAGUUCCAGAAAGAUAAGUGCAGUGGAUUUCUACUUAUAUGAGGACUAUAGAGCAGUCAAAAUCAUAGAUGCAGAAAGCAGAAUGGUGGUUGCUAGGGGCUGGGGAGGGGGGAAUGGAGAAUUGUUGCUUAAUAUUAAUACCCAACCAAGGGCAAAAAAAAAAAAUUUCUCAGAAAGCCAACUGAACUAGGAGUCGGACUUUUCCAACAGGUCUGCUGACUUUCUAAGUCUACAAAAGAUGUUGCCUUGGGGCACACAGUAGCACCCCACUCUGAGGCCAAGGCACUCCUGGGUGGGGAGAGGCUGCCUCCAUUUACCCCACUGCUUCCAAGAGCAGCCAGCGUAAUGCAGAGGGGCAGGUGUGUGGGCCAGAGCGUGAGGUCCAGGGGGCUGGCCUGAGAAGGGGAGGCUGACAGGUGUCCCUCACCCACUCAGGGAUAAGAAAGUCUAAGACCGGUGAAGAGAAGGACUUUGGUGACUCCCUCAUGCCCCGACAGCCUGUAAAAAAAAUGCCUGAGUGAAUUACUCUGGGGAGAGGUCUUUUACUUUCUGAAAAUUUUCAAAGGGUCCGUGAUACCUCCUUUUAUUUUUCAAAGGAGAAUGCUGACCAAUUCUAUAGUCUUCUGUGGCAGUAUAGGCUAAGAAGGCAGCUGUUUGAAUUAUAGCAAAAGUGUCCAUAGCUGUAAAGCAGUCCUUUUUCUCUCGGGAUAGAGAAUCAGUGCAUUAACAGGGAAGGAGGCACUGGGUGGCAAGGGCAGCAGAUCCCCUCCUCGGCUGCCCCUGGCGCAAACAGGACCCGCUGGGGAGACAAAGCCAACGUGGGCUUGGUUAUACUGCAGAUAUGUUGGAGAACAAUGGAGCAAUCUUUAUAAAAGAUUGUGAAUCUCUUUUGGAAGACGCUUUCUCAGUAGUUGACAAUAUUAGAUUUCCUAAGAACACAUGAGUAUGGCAGAUGAUGUUAUUCAAGCUAGAAUUAAGUAUAAAUAUAUUGUAUAAAGUAAGCUAAUAAGUAUUUUGUUUUUUCCCUUCUUAGUCUGUUGGGUAAACUAGAAUAUGUCAUUCCAAUGAAAGUUUUUUUUCCCCCUGAAUAAGCUAUUUAAUGAAUAAAAUCUACUGUGGAAGCUAGGUGAGCCCUAGGAGAAAGCCAAUCUGGUGUAACGGAUCAGACAGUGAUUAAAAGGGAGCUUGGAAAUGAAUUCGUUUACCUGUGUUCCUGGAUUAAUGCAAACAGCAAUCUAAUAUAUGAUCUGAAUUUAGUUGAAUCAAGAUGAUCCUAACCCCUCUUCCAAAAAGUUGUUUCUGACCAAAAACAUGAUAAUUUUUUUUUUUUCGAGACAGAGUCUUGCUCUGUUACCCAGGCUGGGGUGCAGUGGUGCAAUCUCAGCUCACUGCAAGCUCCACCUCCCUGGUUCACGCCAUUCUCCUGCCUCAGCCUCCCAAGCAGCUGGGACUACAGGUGCCCGCCACCACGCCAGGCUAAUUUUUUUUCAUAUUGUUAGUAGAGAUGGGGUUUUACCUUGUUAGCCAGGAUGGUCUCGAUCUCCUGACCUCAUGAUCUGCCCGCCUCUGCCUCCCAAAGUGCUGGGUUUCCAGGCGUGAGCCACCACACCUGGCCAAACAUGAGAAUGCUUUCAGGGUGGGCAUUCCUUUUCAGAAAACCUCAGACUAGCAGGGCAGGGAGUUGAAGUUGUAAAAUAUCACAGCCUACCUUAAAAUAAAGUUGGCUUCAGUCUGUAAUAUCACUGUGUCACUUUCCCAAGGCCUCUUCCACUAAUAAACCUUUGCCCACUUUUGUCUGUUUAGGGAUAAACCAGCGCAAUGGAUUGGGGGACCCUGCACACUUUCAUCGGAGGUGUCAACAAACACUCCACCAGCAUCGGGAAGGUGUGGAUCACAGUCAUCUUUAUUUUCCGAGUCAUGAUCCUCGUGGUGGCUGCCCAGGAAGUGUGGGGUGACGAGCAAGAGGACUUCGUCUGCAACACACUGCAACCGGGAUGCAAAAAUGUGUGCUACGACCACUUUUUCCCGGUGUCCCACAUCCGGCUGUGGGCCCUCCAGCUGAUCUUCGUCUCCACCCCAGCGCUGCUGGUGGCCAUGCAUGUGGCCUACUACAGGCACGAAACCACUCGCAAGUUCAGGCGAGGAGAGAAGAGGAAUGAUUUCAAAGACAUAGAGGACAUUAAAAAGCAGAAGGUUCGGAUAGAGGGGUCGCUGUGGUGGACGUACACCAGCAGCAUCUUUUUCCGAAUCAUCUUUGAAGCAGCCUUUAUGCCAACAGAGAAGACCGUGUUUACUAUUUUUAUGAUUUCUGCGUCUGUGAUUUGCAUGCUGCUUAACGUGGCAGAGUUGUGCUACCUGCUGCUGAAAGUGUGUUUUAGGAGAUCAAAGAGAGCACAGACGCAAAAAAAUCACCCCAAUCAUGCCCUAAAGGAGAGUAAGCAGAAUGAAAUGAAUGAGCUGAUUUCAGAUAGUGGUCAAAAUGCAAUCACGGGUUUCCCAAGCUAAACAUUUCAAGGUAAAAUGUAGCUGCGUCAUAAGGAGACUUCUGUCUUCUCCAGAAGGCAAUACCAACCUGAAAGUUCCUUCUGUAGCCUGAAGAGUUUGUAAAUGACUUUCAUAAUAAAUAGACACUUGAGUUAACUUUUUGUAGGAUACUUGCUCCAUUCAUACACAACGUAAUCAAAUAUGUGGUCCAUCUCUGAAAACAAGAGACUGCUUGACAAAGGAGCAUUGCAGUCACUUUGACAGGUUCCUUUUAAGUGGACUCUGACAAAGUGGGUACUUUCUGAAAAUUUAUACAACUGUUGUUGAUAAGGAACAUUUAUCCAGAAAUUGAUACUUUUAUUGGGAAAAGAUAUUUUUAUAGGCUUGGAUGUUUUUAGUUCUGACUUUGAAUUUAUAUAAAGUAUUUUUAUAAUGACUGGUCUUCCUUACCUGGAAAAACAUGUGAUGUUAGUUUUAGAAUUACACCACAAGUAUCUAAAUUUGGAACUUACAAAGGGUCUAUCUUGUAAAUAUUGUUUUGCAUUGUCUGUUGGCAAAUUUGUGAACUGUCAUGAUACGCUUAAGGUGGAAAGUGUUCAUUGCACAAUAUAUUUUUACUGCUUUCUGAAUGUAGACGGAACAGUGUGGAAGCAGAAGGCUUUUUUAACUCAUCCAUUUGCCAAUCAUUGCAAACAACUGAAAUGUGGAUGUGAUUGCCUCAAUAAAGCUCGUCCCCAUUGCUUAAGCCUUCA
This is a messenger RNA of Pan troglodytes (chimpanzee), 5687 nucleotides long. It is a transcript of the gene GJB6, whose product is annotated as gap junction protein beta 6. Gene Ontology annotation, molecular function: gap junction channel activity. Lineage: Eukaryota; Metazoa; Chordata; Mammalia; Primates; Hominidae. The record is from RefSeq and is a predicted model, not a curated record. The transcript is spliced from 2 exons. The coding region runs from base 4270 to 4956 and encodes 228 amino acids. Gene Ontology annotation, biological process: gap junction-mediated intercellular transport; cell-cell signaling. Gene Ontology annotation, cellular component: connexin complex.